This is a messenger RNA of Alexandromys fortis (reed vole), 936 nucleotides long. Its product is annotated as olfactory receptor 9I1-like. Gene Ontology annotation, cellular component: membrane. The record is from RefSeq and is a predicted model, not a curated record. Lineage: Eukaryota; Metazoa; Chordata; Mammalia; Rodentia; Cricetidae. The coding region runs from base 1 to 936 and encodes 311 amino acids. Gene Ontology annotation, biological process: G protein-coupled receptor signaling pathway; sensory perception of smell. The transcript has a single exon. Gene Ontology annotation, molecular function: olfactory receptor activity; G protein-coupled receptor activity; odorant binding.
AUGACCAAUAGUAAUUAUACCACAGUAACUGAAUUCAUUCUUGUAGGUUUUACUGACUACCCAGAGUGGGAAAUUCCUCUCUUCCUAAUGUUUCUGAGUUUCUAUCUUGUAACCAUCCUGGGGAAUUUGGGUAUGGUCAUUCUUAUUCUGGUAGACAUCCAACUUCACACCCCAAUGUAUUUCUUCCUGUGCCAUCUCUCUGUAAUGGAUGCUUGCUACACCUCGGUUAUCACCCCUCAAAUUCUGGCCACACUGGCCACAGGCAAAACCGUAAUUACCUAUCAUCACUGUGCUGCUCAGUUCUUCUUCUUCACCUUCUGUGCAAGCACAGAGUGUUUCCUCUUGGCAGUGAUGGCCUAUGACCGUUAUGUUGCCAUUAGCAAUCCUCUGCUCUACACCGUGGCCAUGAGUCCGAGAAAAUGCUGGAGUUUGGUAGUGGGAGCCUAUGUGUGUGGAUUGUCUGGGUCCAUUCAGAGGACCACAUGCACCUUCUCCCUCUCAUUCUGUAAAGACAAUAGGAUAAAUUUCUUCUUUUGUGACCUCCCACCUCUACUGAAGCUCUCCUGCAGUGAUACAACAAAUGCUGAGAUUAUCAUUGUGUUAUUUGGGAACUUUGUCAUCUUGGUCAAUGCCUUCAUCAUACUCAUUUCCUACCUGCUCAUCAUCAAGACUGUCAUCAGGAUGAAGUCUUCAGGUGGCAGAGGUAAAACAUUCUCCACAUGUGUCUCACACCUCACUGCUGUGGUUCUUCUCUUUGGGACCCUCACCUUCAUGUAUAUAAGAAGUGGCUUAGAAAAAUCCCUAGAGGAAGACAAAGUUGUAUCAGUCUUCUACACCGUGGUCAUCCCCAUGCUUAACCCACUGAUCUACAGUUUGAGAAAUAAAGACGUUAAGAUUGCCUUCAGAAGGGUCACUAAUAGACUACAGAUGUCCUAG